Nasonia vitripennis (jewel wasp) is the source of this 2442-nucleotide messenger RNA. Its product is annotated as leucine-rich repeat-containing protein 47. The record is from RefSeq and is a predicted model, not a curated record. The transcript is spliced from 4 exons. NCBI's taxonomy places the organism in Eukaryota, Metazoa, Arthropoda, Insecta, Hymenoptera, Pteromalidae. Gene Ontology annotation, molecular function: phenylalanine-tRNA ligase activity; protein binding; RNA binding. Gene Ontology annotation, biological process: phenylalanyl-tRNA aminoacylation. Bases 425 to 2014 code for a protein of 529 amino acids.
UUCCUCAUAGACUGUGACCUAUUUAUAUAAACCCUUUUCUUCAUUCUCGGGCUCUCGAGCCGCCUUGUUCCCUGCGCGCCUCUCUGUCUCCCUUCCAAUUUCAAUUUCUAUCCCGGCACGAUCCUGCGGGCCGACCUGGCGACUUUUUAUCAACUUUUUAUUGUGCUCUCCCCACGAGCCCGGCAAUUCAAUUUAAACUAUCCCGCUCUUCACUUACGCAUGCGCUGCAUGCAACAGUCUGUUAAUGGCCGUAUACAGACCCCUGGUGUGCCACUUAAACCACAAAUAGCGAUAGAUAGAAUCGUUCACCGACACGCUGCCACAUAACCUUAAACCUCUUCUGUAAACACAGAGCGUUCCACUCUGCGAUAUUCGCCAAACGAAGAGAAUUCGUGUUAUAAAAUAAGUAACGAAACUAGUCAAGAUGUCCGAUACUUGGUACGAAAUCACCCAAGUCGUCAAAGAAAAUCGACACGAAUUGGUUCUCGCGGGCCCGGACAUUUCCGAGAAGAUAGCUUACAAAGGCCUUGAUCCUACUCUCUUCAAGUUGGACGGAAUCAAUUAUUUGAACAUUAAUCAAACGUGUCUUGAAGAGAUUCCUAAGGAACUAGGGAAAUUGCAAAAUCUCACUAAUCUUGUACUUCAUUCGAACGCGAUUAAAACGUUGCCUAGCACUAUUGAAAAUCUAACAAAACUGAAAAUUCUUGACUGUUCAAGGAACAAGCUGGAAGAAGUACCAUCGGAAUUGGAAAAUCUGCCGCAGCUGAUGUCUCUGAAUCUUAGUUUGAAUCUUCUAAGCCACUUGCCAUCCCAAAUUUCUAACGUGAAGCUUUGCCUUAUUGAUCUGUCGAACAACAGGUUUGAAUCCUUUCCUGAUGUUUGCUACUCCGAGUUAGUACACCUUGCUGAAUUAAAAUUAAAUGACAAUAUUAUCAAGGAAAUUCCAUCAAAUAUAUGUGUUUUACCUUCACUAAAACAGUUGGAUUUGGGAAACAAUCAAAUUUCAGUUGUGCCAGGUGAACUAGCAGACUGUAUCAAGUUGAAAGACCUAAAUUUAAAAGGGAACAAGCUUGCUGACAAACGGUUAUCAAAGCUCGUAGAUCAAUGUCGUAUGAAACAAGUUUUGGAUUAUGUACGUCAACAUUGCGUAAAAGUUGGAAAUCUAUCUUCUAGUACUAAUGCAAAGUCAAAGAAAGGCAAGAAAAACCGAAAGAGUUCAGAUAAUGAAAACAUUAAUGCUCUGAUAGAAAAAAGUGCUCAUAAAUUGCACAUUUUGAAAGUUUCUGACAGUUAUCCUGUUAUAAAAGUCACAGAAGAUGUAAAAAAAGUGCGAGCACAUAUUCUUGGAUGCAUUGUUAAAAAUUUGGUGUUCACUGAUGAAACAUUCAAAAGGUUUAUUCAAUUGCAAACAAAAUUGCAUGAAGGAAUUUGUGAGAAAAGAAAUGCUGCAACACUAGCUACUCAUGAUUUUGAUCUGAUAGUUUCUGGUGAUCUGACCUACACUGCCAAAUCUCCAAAUGAAAUCAAGAUAAAACCUCUUAUGCGCUCAAAAAUAUACACUGGUGCUGAAUUAUUUCAACAAUUGCAAACCGAGGCUGAUAAUUUGCGCAAAGAAAAAAAACGCAACGUUUACUCAGGCAUUCACAAAUACUUGUAUCUUCUAGAGGGAAAGUCCGUUUACCCUUGUUUGUUAGAUGCUAACGACCAAGUCAUAUCUUUUCCUCCAAUUACAAAUAGUGAUAUCACAAAAAUGUCAUCAAGUACAAAAACAAUGUUUGUUGAAGUAACAAGUGCUCUUAAUACACAAACCUGCAAGAAAGUUCUGGAUGAAUUCCUAAGGGAAUUAGUUGUUCAAGGACUUGGGUGUGAAGCUAGUACUACUGAAAACAAAUUCCAUGAAUUGCAUGUUGAGCAAAUAAAAAUUGUUGAUCUUGAGGGUAACAUGAAAUCAGUUUACCCUUCCAGAACAGAUGCAGUUUAUGAAGAUCAAGAUAUAGUUGUAGUUCGAGACUAAUAACUGCAUUGAAAUGUUUAUGUGUGUAUAACUUGUAAAAAGUAUUUCCUAAUAUUUGUAAUGUAUGUCUAUCUCUUUAAACGAAAAUUUAUAAUAAUUUAUCAGUUCAAAUAAGUUUUUUAUACAAAUAAGUAAGUCUGUUGAGGUAUCUACCAGACAUCAUGGUUCCAUCACACUUUUUUUUUUAUCAUAUACAUGAACAAUAUAUUUCAAUCGUAUUUAAAACUUGUUUAGCAAAGCUGAUCAUUACUUGGUAAAUAUAUUUUUUUAAUGGUAUAAAUAUUUAUUUAAAUAUUGGUAACUGUAAGUACAAAAACUUAAAAUACUACUAGGUGUGAUUAGCUUUGUUCUCAUGUAAAAAUUAUGUUCGAUAUUCUGUUCUAACUGAACUCUUAUUUAUUUUGAAUAAAUUUAUUUUAUACAUUUCA